AACAGAUCAAAACCAUUUCUUCUAUCCUCACAAAAACAGAGCAAAAUCAUAACUAACCGAAACGCAGCGUUUUAAUGGCGGUGUACGUCGGCGAUGAAGAGGUCUGGAAAUGCCCGAAACACCCCUCGAAGCGGAGGCGCAGCGGCAUCUGCCCCGCCUGCCUCCGCGACCGCCUCGGCAGCCUCUGCCCCAGCUGCCACACCGCCCGCCCCUGCUCCUGCUCCUGCUCCGCUGAGUCCUCAUCCUCGACCUCGUCUUCUUCCUCGUCCUCCAACCUCGUCGACGGCGAACCCUCCUUCCGCCGCUCGAGGUCCGUCGCCGUCCCCUUCUUCCGCUCCAGGCACGGCGAGGAAACCCACGGCAGCGCCAGGACGCCGUCGUUCCUCUCCAUGUUGAAGAGGAGCAAGACGAAGAGAGCCGAGCUUCCGCCCAAGCCUAAGAGCGAGGAAAUUAUAGUUAACGAUGAGGAGAGCAUCGAGAGCAAUGAUAGGAUUGAAGACUACGUGAGGAUGGUGUCGAGGUCUAGAUCGGUCAACGUCGGCGCGUCGUCGGCGAUGGCCUCGGGGCUGUUCCGCCGCCGUGACGACGUCGCUGCGUCGCCGGCGAGGGGUAAAUUUUGGCAUUUUCCGAGCCCGAUGAAGGUGUUUCGGAGCUCCAAGACUCCCAAGGUUGUUAUUCAAGCUUGAUUUUCUUUUUCCUUUUAUUUAAUCCAAUUGUUAACAUAAUUACGACUGUUUUACCUUUUGUAUUUGUGUGUAUUGGUCACGGAGUGUUCCGAUUAACUAAAAUAAUAUGCUGUGGCUUCUCUUGAGAAUCUAAUUAUUGAAAAUUGUGAUGUGUAUAUUUCUAAGAAAUAAAGGUGGUUUUCUACUUUUAUGUA
Molecule: messenger RNA, 880 nt
Organism: Salvia splendens (bonfire salvia)
Lineage: Eukaryota; Viridiplantae; Streptophyta; Magnoliopsida; Lamiales; Lamiaceae
Exons: 1
Coding region: 75-686 (203 amino acids)
Source: RefSeq, a predicted model, not a curated record